Olea europaea var. sylvestris is the source of this 1765-nucleotide messenger RNA. RefSeq names its product cysteine-rich receptor-like protein kinase 29. The coding region runs from base 178 to 1686 and encodes 502 amino acids. The record is from RefSeq and is a predicted model, not a curated record. NCBI's taxonomy places the organism in Eukaryota, Viridiplantae, Streptophyta, Magnoliopsida, Lamiales, Oleaceae. The transcript has 5 exons.
UAUGCACCAAUUCUUAAAGGAAAGUAAUGUUGACCAUGGAACAUUGAUUCUUAUAAGACAAAAGUUUCGUAAUACUAAAGCAUGCCGAUUCUUGUUCUAUUUCGUCUUCCUCUGAAUUCACUCUUCUUCAAUUUGUUCUUUUGAAACACAUCUCAUUUGUAUACACUGCAUACAACUAUGAGUUCUUGGAAAUGGCUUGCUUUCAUUUUCCUGAAUAUGACAUACCUUUUUGGUUACGUUAAAUCCCAGUGUGGAACGAAUGGUAAUUACACGAGUAAUAGCACUUACAGAGCUAACCUUAAUACCCUUCUCUCCUCCCUCUCCUCCAAUAUGGAUUCCAAUGGAUUCUACAACGCCUCCAUAGGAGAAAAUUCUGAUAGAGUUAAUGCCAUUGCACUCUGUAGAGGAGAUGUCCAGCUCGAUACCUGUCGUAGUUGUAUCAACAACGCCACGCUCUCUAUCUUACAAUCGUGUCCUUAUCAACAACAGGCGAAUUUUAGGGAUCCAAGUGAUUGGUGCAUGUUACGUUACUCUAAUGAGUACAUAUUCGGAACACUUGCAACUUCCCCUAUGGUUUAUCGUCGGAACUUAAACAAUGUCACAAGUCCAGAUGAUUUCUACCGGGAUUUGAGAACAUUGUUGGACGAUCUACGCAGCCGGGCGGCCAAUGGUGAUUCCCUCAAGAAGUUUGCUUCUGGGAAUAGGUCUGGACCAGAUUUCUUGACAAUUUAUGGACUUGUACAGUGCACCCCUGAUUUAACCUCGGAGGAUUGUAGUGAAUGCCUGAAUCAGGUUACCCAAGUGAUACCAGGGUGUUGUACUGGAAGUCCAGGAUUUGGUGCCUUCGCCCCCAGCUGCCUUCUUCAGUACGAAACCAAUUUGUUUUAUAAUGAUACUCCUCAGCUGGCACCACCAGCACCACCACCGCCGCCGCCAAUAUCAGCACCACCAGGAAAUGAUGAUAAUACAACUCGAACCAUCAUCAUAACUAUUGUUCCAAUUGUUGUUAGCCUAAUGCUUGCUCUUUGCAUUGGCGUCGUCCUAAGAAUGAGACAAAAGAGUAAACAACAAGAAAUAUAUAAAAGUGACAAUGAAAUUAGUACCGUUGAAUCCCUCCACUAUGACUUUGGUACAAUUAGAGCUGCAACAAAUAGUUUCUCUGACGCUAACAAGCUCGGGCAAGGUGGAUUUGGUAUUGUUUACAAGGGAACACUUCCAAGCGGGCAAGAAAUAGAUGUGAAAAGAUUGUCCAUGAAUUCAGGGCAAGGUGAUUUGGAAUUUAAAAAUGAGGUCUUGUUAAUGACCAGGCUUCAACACAGGAAUGUUUGGAAAAAUUGGCGUGAAGGAACAAUUGCUGAUAUAAUAGAUCCAGAACUGAGGACUUCUAGAUCCUUGCGUGAAAUUAUGCGAUGCAUUCAUAUUGGUUUGUUAUGUGUUCAAGAAGAUGCAGCUGAUAGGCCUACAAUGGCAGCAAUAGUUCUCAUGCUUACGAGCUUCUCUAUAACUCUACCAAUACCUUCACAGCCUGCAUUUUUUGUGUCUAGUAGAUUCGAUCCAGAAAUUUCACUUCUUCAGGAACACAAUUCAAUACCAUCAGAGGCCAUGGAAUCAUCAAAGAAUAGAUCAGGUAAUUCUACUGAUGCGUCUAUAAAUGAUAUCUCAAUGAGUGAUUUAUAUCCUCGGUAACUAACAAUAAUUCACAUAUUCAUCAUCACAAGUUAUUUUCCAUAUACUUUUGUUUUUAUUGCUAAAUUGGAAUUACCUU